GUUUUUUUUUCUUCUCGGUUGUCUUAUACAAUCAUGAAAUAUAAACAUCUACUGUCUAAACAUAUUAAUCAAGAUCUAUCACAACAAUAUGACUGGAUCUCUGUAAAUCACAAUACAAUGCACAACAACGAACAACCUGUACAAUUGGAAAGUCAAACAAAUUCACUAAUGAAACCUACUGACAAUCAAACUUUCUAUCCUACAUUAAUACAUCCUACUUGUACGCCUGUGAUCGAGUCUAUACCAGUUAUAACAGGAAAUAUAUUGAAUGAAGGGGAUAAUAAUAAUAAUAAUAGAGUUUCCACUAAUCAGAACACUAAUGAACCUCCUUGUCGACUUCAAAUAAAUACAAGUAGUUCACAAUUGUUAUCAUCCUCCACAAAUUCAUCACAAAACUCUGAUUUAACAAAUAAAUGUCAAAUCAAAGUAAACAAUUUUACAAAUCCUCCUAAAAUUAAAAAACGAGAACCUUACAUUCCAAGUUAUAUGGAUCCUUUAGCCGGUCCUGAACCAUGUGUUGUAUGCGGUGACAAUGCCACUGGAUUUCAUUAUCGUGCUAUGACAUGUGAAGGAUGUAAAGGAUUUUUUCGACGUUCAAUACAAAAGAAAUUAAUUUACACAUGUAAAUUUCAAGGUAACUGUUCCGUAUCGGAUAAACAAAAUCGAAACAGUUGUCAAAAAUGUCGCUUCGACCGAUGUAUCAGCGGUGGAAUGGCUAGAGAUCUCGUACUUGAUGAAGAUAAACGUUUAGCUAAACGUCGUCUAAUCGAAGCGAAUAGAGCACGUAAAAGAGCUGAAGCUGCUAUAGAAGCCUCUGCUAGUGUUCCUACCACUGCUAAAUAUGUUACAGAUGCAUCAAUCACUGUCCGUGAUAUUCCAAAUUCGAAUUCUAUGCCGAACUAUCCUUUCAUUCAUAAUCAAUCGAUUUCUGCAUUGAACACUAUCUCUACUACACCGGUUAUUAUGUCAACUAUACCUUACGAUUCUACAAUUCAGCCUAAUAUUCAUUUUACAAAUCAAUACACACUCAAUUCACUACCUCAAAGUCAAUUUGACUUAAAUCCUAUGCAACCACGUUGUUUAGAAGUGACCACUAACAAUGCUGGUCAUUCAUUUAUGAAUCCUCCUCGGCCUCCGCCGCCUCCUCCUCUUCCAGCAACAACAACAACAUUGAAUACAACUUAUCCAAUUGCGAAUGAGACACCAUUAUUUGUACAACCUAUUCAAACAGUUGAUAAAUUACAAAUCACCACUAUACCCAAUAACAUAUAUUGUCAUCCAAUAUACGGGGCUGCAUAUACACAAUGUUAUACACAAAAUGCUACUACUAGUACUGCUGCUACUAAUACUACUACUCCUCAACAUCAUCAUUCUAAAUUCCCAUUAUUAUUUGAAGAAUCUAUGCAUAAAAUCCAAAUGCCUAAUGUAUCAAUGCAAAUCAAUAAUAAAACUACGUCAAUUUCUAAUGAAAAUAACAAUGUUAACUUACUAGGCAAACAAAACAAUACCAGUAGUCAGUCAAGUGUGAAUGCUCAAAUUGUAGAUGAUGAGAACCGAAUUCAUAAUCAUAAUAAUACUAAUACCAAUAAUCAUAAUAAUAAUGUCCAAAUCAAUACAGAUCAUAUGCUUCAACAACAAUAUUCACCUGUAACACCUGAGAAAAGUAAAUCACUGUCGUCUGAUCAACAAACAAUCAAUCAAUCAUUAACUAAACAUAAUAAUAAUAAUAAUAAUAAUAAUAAUAAUAAUAGUAAUGUGGAUUCAAAUGAAACAGUUUACAACGAUUAUCCAUGGACAACAGAAGAUCAAAAUAUGGUUGAUUCUAUUGUUCAAGCUUAUAGUAAUAUGUUGAAUCCAAAUUUCAAACGAAAGAUCGAUAAGGAAGAUGUGGACAAAGAAUCGGAAAAAGUUUUAUACUCUUCAUCAACAGAUUCAAAAAUUACUUCACUUAUUGAACCAAUGAUUGCAUCACUGGUUGCAUUCGCUAGAUUAGUUCCUGGUUUCGAAUUGUUGGAUGCUAAUGAUCAAACACGUCUAUUGCAUGGUUGUUGUUUAGAUAUCAUCACUUUACGUGCUGCUUAUUUAUUAAGUCGUAUAGCUAUUUCACAUGGUCUAGUUGAAUCAAAUGGACAGAAUAAAGUACAAUUUGCAACCACAAAUUCAUAUGAAUCCAUAGAUGCUGGUAGUAGUAGUAGUAGUAGUAGUGCUGUGCAAACUGCACCACCACCGCCAAUACCACCAUCACAUCAACCGCUUAAUGUUGCACCGAUCAUUCCAAAUAAUAUUUAUCCUCAAUUAGGUUGUUCUGAUGUGAAAUGUGCUCAAAUGAUACGUGCAGUAGCGCUGAAAUUAGCACGUCUUGAAAUUGAUCAAACAGAAGUUGCACUAAUGACAUCAAUUUUGUUAAUGUCUCCAGAUCGUUAUGGUUUAACCGAUUGUGAAACUGUUGAACAUACUCAAGAUAUUCUAUUGGAAACAUUUAAUCGUUAUGCUAAUCGUAUACGAAAAAUUCGUUUCAAUCGAUUGAAUCAUUCUAAUGCAUCAAAUCGUUCCAUGAAUAUCAAUGGAAUAUCACAACACCAGCAUCAGCAACAACACCAACAUCAUCAACAUCAACAAUACUGGCCAAGAAUUCUUAUGGCACUCACUGAAUUACGUUCAAUCACAUUAUGCAAUCAAGGUUUAUUUGUUGAGAAAGCUUAUGCUGGUACAACGGCCACAGAACAACUACCAUGGUAUUUUCGUGAAUUGUUCACUGGAGAUUUUAUACUUCAAGAGACAAAUAUAUCUAGUGUUGAGAGUGGCAAUACUACUAAUCAACAUCAUCAUCAUCAUAAUAAUAAUAAUAACAAUGUGUAUUGAAUGUAAAGCGCCGAAACUAUCAAUGAACACGAGUAUUGUUGUUAUUGUUAGUAAACUUGUAAGCGAACAGGGAACUAUGCGUGUCUACUUUCAGUUGUUUGUUGUUGUUGCUGUUGGCGGUGUUGCUCACUUAUGUCAGGCCCUUUUUUAUCUGUGAAUUGUUUUUGUUGUUUCAUUCUCUGAGGGUGUUAUUUUGCUCGUGUGUGUGUGUGUGUGUUUAUUUUUUACUUGUUAACUUGCAAUUUUUUCGUUUAUCUGUAUACCUCUGUCACCAUAAUGUUUCUCUUUACCUCUUACCUUACUCUCUCCCUCGCUCUCUUUAUGUUCAUGACAUACAUACUUAGAUAAUAUCAUUCUACAAAACAAUCGGUUCAAUUACAUUGAACAAGUUCCUUUUUUGUUUAAAUCACUAGACUAGUGCGGUAUAUUUGAUUUUUUACUUGAUUAGUAAAACAAAAAAUCGAGAAAUUAAUUGUCUAUUCUGUACAUCGUAUCUAUGUAGAUUCUAGAAUCCAGAAGAAACUAACAAGAUUUGUUACAAUGAAUUGUGAAAAAAAAAAGAAACUGCUUCUCUUUGUUGUCCCCUUCAAUUCGUUCGAUCCUCAGCUGAAUAUGCAUUCAUUAGAGAAUUUGCUUGUUCGUUUUGUUGAAUACGUCCAGUUUUUUUUUUUCUUAGAUUAUUCUUAGGAAUUUAUACCAAUUUUUUCUUGUAUGUGUGCGUGUGUUUAUUUACAUAGGAUAUUAACAAUAGAAAUUUUUGUUCUCUAUGGCUAAUACGCCAUUGAUUUGUGUCUUUUCAUGUUGUGCUCUGCACACUACAAAAGUGAUCUUCUAAUCGAUAAGUCUUCAUUAUUUACUUUCAAUUGAACGUACAUUAUUGCAUAACUAUAACUGUACGAUCAUCACUAAUAUCACUACUUCUACUAUUACUACCACUACUACUACUACUAC
This is a messenger RNA of Schistosoma turkestanicum, 3813 nucleotides long. The record is from the annotation of a GenBank genome assembly. Lineage: Eukaryota; Metazoa; Platyhelminthes; Trematoda; Strigeidida; Schistosomatidae.